This is a messenger RNA of Tetrahymena thermophila SB210, 2154 nucleotides long. Its product is annotated as kinase domain protein. NCBI's taxonomy places the organism in Eukaryota, Ciliophora, Oligohymenophorea, Hymenostomatida, Tetrahymenidae. Gene Ontology annotation, cellular component: cytosol. The transcript has a single exon. The record is from RefSeq and is a predicted model, not a curated record.
AUGAACUUUGUUUCUCCUUAAAUAGUCUAAUAAACUCCUAAAUUAUAAAUUCAAGGAGGGUUUCCUUUAGGAAGAGUUGUCAGUCCUUUCUAAAGUCCAUAUUUGCAGCAAAACCCAAUACCUUAAGCAGGAGGAUUUGUAUCUUAGCCUUAUUAGAUACAUCCAUAGAUAUAGUCGGGAGUUAGUUCUCCUAUGAUGAGAAGCAAUUUAAGUGUUUUUUAGCAAGGUCAAAUACCUUAACAAAAUAGAACUUCAAAUUCAUAGGCUGAUCUAGGUUAGUACUUGAGAUCUCCACAAUCAACUUAGAAAUAGGAAAAUUAGCUGCAAAGAUAUUAAAAUACUGAACCGAUUAAGAAAUAAAUAGCCUCAAAUCAGCAUUUUAUUUCUCCUUAAUACAUAUAAUAAUAGACUAAUACAGGUUAAUACAUUCAAAGCAAUCAGACUUAAAAAAUUUAAAGAUAGACAUCAUUCCAUUAAUAGCAAUUAUAAAAUAGCAGAUUAACAAUGCAAUCUCUUCCUGCAAAUAACAAUACAAUUAACAUUACAUCUGCAACUUCCCCUAACGAAAGACUUCUAAGUCGUAAUUUAUCUCCUUAGCCAUCCCAUAGAUUAAAUUCAUUACUCUCCUCUCCAAUAUAGAGAGCUAUCUCACCUUAAACUUAAAGGAUAAAUAAAGAUUCAUUCAAUGGCACAGUGUAAACAGCUAAUUAAAAUCAAUUAGUCACUCAAUAAGGCCCAUACAUGCUUGGUGUCGCUCAAACCCUAUACACUCCAUCGUCAAGAGCUUAAUCACCAACUUUUAAUUAAAAUUAGGGUUUCAUGUUUACUGGCAGAAAUAACUUUGUUUAAUCUCCAUAACAAACAUUUUAUUCAAGCGGUUAAAAUUUUUACAAAACUAACUCCAUGCCUUAAUAACAGCAGUAAUAAUUUAUUCCAUUCAAACUAGAACUUCCUCAAAAAGUGCAGGACAAUUAAUAAAAGCUUAAUGAAGCCAUAGCAAAAUCUGAAAAAGUUAAAAAAUUAGUUGCUGAAAAACAGCAAUAAAUGAAAGCCAACGAACAAAAGAGGUAAGAAUUACUAGAUGUGUCAAAAUUAUAUGAUUUAACUCCAUAGUAAACAGCAGAAAAAGUAAAAAAUAAGCAGUAAACACCUAUAAAGCAAGAGGAAUCGCCUAUUAAAACUAUUCAAUAAGUUAUAAAUACAAAUAAAUAAGGUCCAUAAAAGCAUAUAAUAAAUAGUAUAGUUAACAGCGAUAACAAAAAUAUGAUUCCGAUUGGAACUAUUGCAAAUUAAAAUAAUUCUAUUUCUAAUCCUUAAACUUCAUAUGCACAAAGACAAGCUGAAAAUUUGCAUAUUUCUAUUUCACAAAAUGGAAAUACAGAAGAAAGCGAACAAACAUUAAACUAAAUUUCUCAAAACUAAGCAGAAUUUAAAAAACUUUAACUAGAAUUUAAAAAUUCUGUGAAUAAAAUAAAGGAGACACCUAAGCAAUAGCUUAUAUAAACUCCAAUAAGCCUUUUAUAAAAAUCCAAUCUAAAGCUGGAUUAAAGUUAGCCAAAUGAAAAUAAAGAAAAUUGUAUUAUCUCAACUCCCAUCACUAAUAAUUAAAAUGGAGAUCAAACUCCUACUGGUGAUUAAAAAAUAGAAUUCAAAAGUACUGUGAAUUAAUUCAGGAAAUCCUUCUAAAAAAAUAUGUAUUAAACUCCUUAAAACUCAAAAAAGAAAUUUUAAAAGAAAGUCUAUGAAAACGAAGAUGAGUACUAAGGUAGCAUGGAAAAUGAUAUUCCUAAUGGCUACGGCAUUCUUAGAGAUAAAAAUGGAAAAGAACUCUACAAAGGAGACUGGAAAAACGGAUAAUAUGAUGGAAGUGGUAUAUUGGUAAAUAGAAAUCAAAACGAUAGUUAAGCAAUUGUGAUUGAUCAUAAUGAGCUUUCAUAAAUAUUAACCUUAAACUUAUGGAUUAGAUAUGAAGGUGAUAUGAAACAAAACUAAAUAUAAGGCUUUGGAACUAUGUAUUUUAUAGAUAAUUUAAAAUACGUUGGAAAUUUUGCUUAAGGUAUUCCUGAAGGCUAAGGCUCUUUUUACACAAAUGAUGGAAAAGUUAUUGCUGGAGUAUGGGAAUAAGGAAAAUUGAAAGAUAUUCUCUGGGAUUGA